Molecule: messenger RNA, 1682 nt
Organism: Drosophila bipectinata
Lineage: Eukaryota; Metazoa; Arthropoda; Insecta; Diptera; Drosophilidae
Source: RefSeq, a predicted model, not a curated record
UUUUCACAUUCUUACUGAAUUUGAGAGCUGUAAGACCACUUCGGAAUUUUAAUAAUUUGUUAUUUAAUUUCAUUGGAAAAAUGUUGAGAAACAAGCCGCUGCUAUCGCAUAGAUUACCGCAAGCCGGAGGAUUUUCACGCGAUUUUCGUGAAAGUCUGGGAAUUGAACCCUUGAUCAGGCGGCCCGUUAACGAAAACUACAGCGACUGGAAUGGUGGGCCGCGCAAUUGGAAUGGCGGUAACGGUGGUGGGCAGGAUAUUCGUCCAGCCGGCACCCCACCGCCGCCUCAAAAUCUGGAAUGGAAUAGUCCCAGUCCUCGGCGUAAUGCCUCUCCGAUGGGACCACGUCGACGUGACGAUUCGCCGGUUGGUAAUUCGAAUUCCACGAUGAAUAUGAUGGGAUACCGCAACUUUAGCUAUUCCCAAAAUAUGUGCAUGGAUGGGGAGCCGGAUCGCUACAUGCCUAAUGACAAUGUGGAUGUGGUGCGGAUCUAUCCACAAGAGCCGCAGGAUUUCCGCUACUUGAUGCCCCAGGAGCCCUAUCCGAGAAAUAAGCAAAACUUCGACGGGGCUCGUGAGCAGAGCUUCGGAUACCAUAGCUUCGAUGGCUAUCGUCGACCCGAUUCGUCCUUCGAAAACCGGAAUGACUGUUCGAUUGAGAUCGUUGAUCAAUCCGGGGAGAAGGAUUAUGGGCACUGGCAGUCAUUUGACGGCGGGAACGAACUAGUGAUCAAAAAGAAACGCGAGGGGGAGCCACCCGCCGCCUUGGGUCCACCGUCGGUCAAGCGCAUGCGUCCGGAGGUUUCCGACAUGGUGUUUAUCAUCGGUGGCUACAAGCUGCCGUACGUUACUCUUUCCAUCGAGGCCCUGCCCCAGCCGGAGAACAAGUCGUAUGCGGUCAGGUUUUUCAAGAAGACCCCCAACUAUCGCAUCCAUCCGAAGACCAAGGAUACGAACGUUUACCGGGUGUACGAUGAAAUGUUGGAGCGUUUUGAUUUUGGGAACGAGGAGGAGGCCGGACGUUUGGGGGACGUUUCCCACCCGGGGUUUAAUCCCACCCGUUUCCAUGACAGUCUCAGCAAGGAGUGGACCAAGAUCUACCGUGGACGCAACUAUCGCAGCUGGGAGGGCUGGUGGAAGGAUUUCCGCAACAUCGAUGUGGAUAUUUUCGCUCAGCUCGACAAGUUCGAGGACUUCAAUGUCAAGUACAACUUUAUGCCUCCGGCGGGACCUUUGGACGUAUCAGAUAUAAUCAAGAAUACUUACAUAGCCUUGUCCAAGAAUCGCAACAACUACUCCGGGAACAUGCGCCAAAUGUACAACAUCAUGAACCCUGGAAUCUUGAUGAGUCUUCCCAUGGAAGCUAUUGGUCAGCUUGAGGACUAUAUUCGCAAUGUGCCUAACCACUUGUGGGUGUACAAGAUGCGCAGCAUGAUCUAUACCUGGUACAACUACAGCCAGGUGAUCCUCAACAACAAGGAUGCCACCGAUAAGAAGACACAGUUCGUCACCAAGGAGUGGAAGAGUCCUGUCAUCCACUGGAUGGCCAAGCAGGCCUUCUUCGAGCUCAAGGCCAUAAGCAAAAUCGAAUAUCCUGAUUACAAGAUGGUGUAUGGAAAAGGCAACAAAUCGGUCAAGAAAUAAAUUUGCUUUAAUCCAAAUGUUUAGUAGGCGCUGAGGAGA